Messenger RNA from Spirodela intermedia, 3401 nucleotides. The record is from the annotation of a GenBank genome assembly. NCBI's taxonomy places the organism in Eukaryota, Viridiplantae, Streptophyta, Magnoliopsida, Alismatales, Araceae.
AUGGCUUUCGAGAAGAUCAAGGUCGCCAACCCGAUUGUGGAGAUGGACGGUAAACGCAGCUCCCCUGAGAUACUUCUUUUGAGUCAACCGUUGGUUUCCGUUGCUGUUUUUAUAUUCCUGUCGAUCUUAUUCGCGAUCUUUUGUCUCAAGUUCUCCCGCUAGAGAUUCCGAGUCUCGUGACUGAUAUGACUGCGCAGCGGUGGACAUUUCUCAUCGUCAUUAGUCUCAUUUUUCUUGGGUUACGACCUGAUCGGCUGAGAUCUGUGGCCUUUCGGCGCCGAUCGUGUCAACUAGGACCCUUUAUGUUUGGUUGUUCUCGACCUCUCCAAAUCAUCGCAUCUUUUUAAGAAUGAAUGUAAUGACGCCGAUUGCGGAAGGUGGAAGACAUAAUUUAUUUUGGUACUAUUUUCUUAUCACCUUUGAUCGGAAGUUUUCGACGACGUUGCAGUUUGAGCUUUGAAUGUCCCCCGUGAUGCCUGAUCGUUCUUUUCAUUUCUAUUAUUCUCAGACAAGGUGUUUGAAAACUCUCGGUUUUUCCUUGCUAACUUUUCCUUCCCGUUCCAUGUUUUAACUCAGGUGAUGAGAUGACUCGUGUUAUCUGGGAAUUUAUCAAGGACAAGGUAAUGAAGAUUAUUUCAUUUUUCUCGUCUUAUGCUAAGUUUCCUAUCAACUUGUGUGAUAGCACGUCCCUUUUAUACUUACGCUAAAACGUGGUUUUCUGGCUAAUCUGGCAGCUGAUCUUCCCGUUCUUGGAUUUGGACAUAAAGUACUUUGACCUGGGACUUCCACAUCGUGAUGCUACGGAUGACAAAGUUACUGUCGAGAGUGCUGAAGCUACACUCAAGUGAGGUUCAACCAUUGUCUGUCGUAUUCAAUUCCUUCUGCGUGUGCAUUUACGCUCUGAUGAACUCUGUCAGACCUGACUUUCCACAUCAUGUGACUCUCAUUAUGCAGUUUUUAGAUGGCCCGCAAGGAUUUAUUCACGGGUUCUUGGUGUCAUUUCUUGCUAUUGUCAACCUAAAACAUUGAAUCGUACAGUACAGUUUAAUAUUGCCUUUAAAUAAGAUUAAGCUGAUCAUUGUUUUGUAAUCCGAUGGUUGAUCGUUGUUACUUUUAUCUUAACAACAAGUGACAUAAAAUUGUGGCUAAUAUUUAGGAAUCUUAUUGUUACCUUUUGUGUAAGUGUAGCUAUGGAAGACCAAAGAUAAAUUCCAUAACUGUUGAACGCCAACCUUUUAGUCCCGAGACCUUAGCUUGAUAUUAAUUGGGCACCAAAUUAUAAGUGGAGUAUAUUUCCACGUUAUCACAAUCAUUGUCUUGGCACAUGGUAUAUUCUAUGCUUUUUGAUUGAAAGGGUUUACCACCCUUUAGGUUCAUUGUUCUCGAUCCCAAAACCCUUCUGCUAGAUGCUUUUCAACUGACUUCCAUCUUUUACUUGUGACAGAUACAAUGUUGCGAUCAAGUGUGCUACAAUAACACCAGGUAUUGCAUAGAUUUUAUGAUAGCAUUCUCUUUGGUUAGCUAAGCAAUAGAUAGAUAAUUCCUGUUGCUAUUAUGUCAUCGCAUAUUGAGAUUAAUGCUUGCCUGGCAAUUUUAAUUUUAUAUCCAUGGCAGAUGAGGCUCGUGUGAAGGAGUUUAACCUGAAAUCUAUGUGGAAAAGUCCUAAUGGGACAAUCAGAAACAUUUUGAAUGGUGAGACAUCCAACUUAGUUCUAUGCCUCUCAGUUCCUACACUUGUUAUCACUCUCUAUGUAUCACUUUCAUUCUGUGCAUUUGUUGUAGGUACGGUGUUCAGGGAACCUAUCAUCUGCAAAAAUGUUCCUCGUCUUGUUCCAGGUAUCAGAAAAUGCUCUGCUCAUUUUUCUUAUUUUAAACGUUUCCAUUGUACCUGUUAUUAAUUUCUUCUUUUUUUUCGUAGGAUGGACCAAGCCCAUAUGCAUCGGAAGGCAUGCUUUUGGUGAUCAGUAUCGGGCAACUGAUGCGGUGAUCAAAGGACCUGGAAAGUUGAAGUUGGUGUUUGGUAUGGCCCAUCCAUCAUUUGAGAUUUCCGGUUCCAUAAUCCACACUGGAAGCGGUUCUCAACCAUGUCUCCUCCUUUUCUUUUCUUUUUUGUUUCUUUUAGAGGGGAAAGAGGAGGAGAUUGAGAUUGAAGUUUUCAACUUCACCGGUGAAGGAGGAGUAGCGUUGUCAAUGUACAACACUGAUGAGGUGCAGAUUCUGUCCGUCUUCUUUAGAUAUUUAACGCUUUAGUCAAGGAUCGGUACCUGACCACCUGGUGUUCUUCUCGUCACAAACUUACACACAGUCCAUUCGCUCUUUUGCUGAGGCAUCGAUGAACACUGCUUACCAGAAGAAGUGGCCUCUUUAUCUGAGCACAAAAAAUACAAUAUUGAAGAAAUACGAUGGGAGGUACCUCAUUUCACUAUCUCACUCCAGUCUCGCUUCUCACGUUUCAACCAGGCCCCCCCUUCCAUUUGUUCAUUUCUCUUUUGGCUUCAAAUCGCAGGUUCAAGGACAUAUUCCAAGAGGUUUAUGAGGCCGAGUGGAAAUCGAAGUAUGAAGCCGCGGGCAUCUGGUUGGCCAACUCCUCAGCAAUCUCUGCUCAGUUCCUCUCAGUUACAGCUUCGUAGUUACUAAUGUUUUAAGUUUUUCAGGUAUGAACAUCGGCUCAUUGAUGACAUGGUCGCAUACGCUCUGAAGAGCGAAGGCGGCUAUGUCUGGGCCUGCAAGAACUACGACGGAGAUGUCCAGAGCGACUUCUUGGCGCAAGGUACAGGCUUUCUCUGCCGGCGUCUCUCUGUGAGACCGUGUUGCUCCGCCGUCUUCAAAGCCUCUGCGUCUCUGGUCCAGGGUUUGGAUCCUUGGGGCUGAUGACUUCGGUGCUCGUGUGCCCCGACGGGAAGACCAUCGAAGCCGAAGCUGCCCAUGGCACUGUGACUCGCCAUUACCGGGUCCACCAGAAAGGCGGCGAGACAAGCACGAACAGCAUCGCUUCCAUCUUCGCCUGGACUCGUGGCCUCGCCCACAGGUGAACGAAUAAAACCCAUCAUCUCUGCAUCAGUCUAUGCAUCGAGCUCUCGCUAACGAUGCGGAGUGUAUCUCCUCAGGGCGAAGCUGGACGACAACAGCAGGCUGCUGGACUUCUCUGAGAAGCUCGAGGCGGCAUGCGUCGGGGUUGUGGAGGCGGGAAAGAUGACCAAGGAUCUUGCCCUACUCAUCCACGGAUCCAAGUACGCAUCAGACUCCCGGCAUCAUUACAAUGACCCCACACACACACACACACUCUCUAAUGCAGAGAUGCUUCUUCCCUGCGCAGGGUCCCCCGUGACCAGUACCUCAACACAGAGGAGUUCAUCGACGCAGUCGCAGAGGAGCUGAAAGCCAGACUUGUGGGCAAUUAG